Messenger RNA from Salvia splendens (bonfire salvia), 1774 nucleotides. Its product is annotated as ubiquitin carboxyl-terminal hydrolase 17-like. The transcript has 8 exons. Gene Ontology annotation, biological process: protein deubiquitination. Gene Ontology annotation, cellular component: nucleus; cytosol. The annotation marks the transcript as partial. Gene Ontology annotation, molecular function: cysteine-type deubiquitinase activity. NCBI's taxonomy places the organism in Eukaryota, Viridiplantae, Streptophyta, Magnoliopsida, Lamiales, Lamiaceae. The record is from RefSeq and is a predicted model, not a curated record.
CUUCUUCUAUAUAAUGCAACUUAUCUUAAUUCUUCUUCUUGCAGUUGUUAUGCGAAUGCUGUGCUGCAGUGUCUGAUUUUUACUCGGCCGAUUACUUCUUAUCUUCUUCAAGGGUUACAUUCAAAAUCAUGUCGGAAGAGAGACUGGUGCUUUAUUUGUAAGUUUGAACAUCUGAUUCGACAGGGACAAGAAACAAACUCUCCUUUAUCCCCAGUUGGACUACUGUCCCAUAUACAGCCAAUUGGAAGAGAAGAAGAUGCACAUGAGUUUUUAAGAAAUGUCGUCGACAAAAUGCAAUCCACAUGCCUUGAAGAAGCUGGGGUUUCUGGUACAUUCGCUGAGGAUUCAACCCUUAUGGGUCUGACUUUUGGUGGUUACCUUCGAUCAAAGAUUAAGUGCACGAAGUGUUUAGAGAGAUCUGAGCGGCAUGAUCGGAUGCUGGAUCUUAUGGUGGAGAUUGACGGGGCAAUAUACACACUUGAACAGGCUCUUGCACAGUUCACGUCGUCUGAAACACUUGGCGGAGAUGAUAAGUAUAAGUGCAACAGAUGCAAAUCUUAUGAGAAAGCAAAGAAGAAACUGACCAUACUUGAGGCUCCUAAUGUUCUCACUGUUGUUCUGAAGCGUUUCCGGUCAGGCAAUUUUGAGAAGCUGAGUAAACUAAUUCGCUUUCCUGAGGUUUUGGACCUUUCUCCUUAUAUGAGUUGGACGGGGGACAAAUACCCAACAUAUCAUCUCUAUGCAGUGGUUGUUCACUUGGGUGUAAUGAAUGGUGCUUACAGUGGUCACUAUGUCAGUUACGUGAAGAAUUCCAAAGGAUAUUGGUUUAGAGUUGAUGACAGCAGGGUGAGCCGUGUAGACUUGGAGGCAGUCUUAUCUGCAGAAGCAUACAUUCUCUUCUACGCAAGGCAUGCCCCAAGAGGCGCAUCUUUCGCUAGGAAUAGCAGUUUGUAUUCGGACGCGAAAGCCCAGAAAAACAUGGAGGCCAUCCCUCCCAUCAUCAAUCCAAAGAAAAAAAAUCCGAAAUCAAAAUUAAGCUCGUCUGGUCGAAGCGCAGCCCAUUGGAUGUCUCCAAAUGAUUUCGGUGGCUCUCCCAUAGUAGAUCCUGAGGACUGGGAAUAUCAAGUGAAGCAGCAUAAAAAACACGUAGGGGACUCGUCGAGUGAUAGUUCUUCCAUCUUCAGCACGUCCGACGCUGGCUCGUAUAGUACAGACAGCACCAAGGACUCGAGCGCAGAAGACCUCUCCGGCUACCUAUUCGGCCCUAACUGGUACCACCCGUGACGGCUUUAGCUCUUUCACCUUGUAUUCAUAAACAGGCAAGACGGGGACCUUUAGCAGGCAAUGUCUUGUUGUGCGUGGAAGCUCCUGCGUUGAUUGCAGGAUCAAGCCAAGCCGGGGUUUCUGGUGGAGGAUCCCGGCAUUGUAAUAAGCCGGUGGUGCAGGCGACAGGACGUAGGGGAACGGAGAUAUUGAGAAGGAGAAGGUAACUUCCCAGUUCCCUUUUUGUAUACUAUAACUGUGGAAUUAAUAGUAGAUGAAUAGGCAGUCCAAUAGUUGUAGAGGUAAAUAAAAUCACAGCAGAAUUAACCAAGGUCGGAAAUAAUUAUGCCGACUAUAAAGGAGAAGAGCUGCUUAAACAUUUUUCUUUGUUCCUUUUUUUUGGGCGUGGAUAAGCCUACAAGUUGUAAAUCCUGACGGCCGAUUUGUAUCUCAGCAACUUCUCAUUAUUCCAAAUAUAUAUAUAUAUAUAUAAAGCCAUUUUUCCCUUUCA